Messenger RNA from Archocentrus centrarchus (flier cichlid), 2347 nucleotides. Its product is annotated as mitochondrial coenzyme A transporter SLC25A42-like. Gene Ontology annotation, biological process: transmembrane transport. Gene Ontology annotation, cellular component: mitochondrial inner membrane. Bases 391 to 1377 code for a protein of 328 amino acids. The transcript is spliced from 8 exons. NCBI's taxonomy places the organism in Eukaryota, Metazoa, Chordata, Actinopteri, Cichliformes, Cichlidae. The record is from RefSeq and is a predicted model, not a curated record.
AGAAGCUGAAAAGCCCCAAAUAAUCUUGUGCGUAGAAGCAGGGCGCAGCUCUGAGCACAGUUUCCACGCAGGCGUCGUUUACAAGGGAUCAACACUCUCUGCGUCGCUUGACACUUUCAUUUUUUUUAAAUGACCAAUCUCCAGAAACGUCAACAUCGUUAGAAGACGUGCAGAAAGACCUCGAAGCGUGUUCCAGGUUCAAGUUUGUGCGAGCGACUGACCAGCCUUCAGCGAGCACACAACACAUGUGUGCAAGAAGAAAGCAGGGCAGACUGAUUUAACACGUCGAAGGGCUCAUUUUAAACACAAACGAAGUAUUUUUUAUUUUUUUUCUUUCAUUGAGUGAACGACCGGGUGUCUGACAGUUUUGGUAACCCGUGAAGAGCAGAUAUGGCCCAUCGUUUGCAAGACCGUCAGCACAGGCUGCCAGUGGCUCAGGCCACUGUGUUGACUCUGCCACCAGCCAGCCAAGCAAAGGAUAUGAGGCCUAGUUGGUCCGCUCUGGAAUCCCUGUUGUGUGGUGCAUUUGCUGGAGCUGUUGCCAAAACAGUUAUUGCACCUCUGGAUCGCACCAAGAUUAUUUUCCAAGUGUCCUCAAAGAGAUUCUCAGCUAAGGAGGCCUUCAGGCUCAUUUACUCUACAUACAUAAAGGAUGGGCUGUUCAGUCUGUGGAGGGGAAACUCUGCGACUAUGGUGAGGGUCAUGCCCUACGCUGCCAUCCAGUUCUGCUCACAUGAACAAUACAAAAGACUGCUGGGGAGCUGCUAUGGCUUCCAGGGCAAAGCUCUGCCUCCUUUCCCACGUUUCCUGGCUGGGUCUCUGGCUGGUACAACUGCUGCUAUGCUUACCUACCCACUGGACAUGGUACGAGCCAGGAUGGCGGUCACUGCCAGAGAAAUGUACAGUAACAUCAUGCACGUCUUUGUGCGGAUCUCCCAAGAAGAAGGUGUCAAAACACUUUACAGAGGCUUCACCCCCACUAUUCUAGGUGUUAUCCCAUAUGCGGGGAUCACGUUCUUUACCUAUGAGACCCUCAAAAAACUACAUGCAGAGAAGACAAAACGAUCUCAGCCUUACCCUUAUGAGCGCUUGGCCUUCGGUGCCUGUGCAGGCCUGAUUGGACAGUCAGCUUCGUACCCCCUGGAUGUGGUACGCCGGCGCAUGCAGACAGCCGGUGUCACUGGCUCAUCCUACGGUACGAUUCUGGGAACCAUGCGUGAGAUCAUAACUCACGAGGGAGUAAUACGCGGACUGUACAAAGGCCUGAGCAUGAACUGGGUUAAAGGGCCCAUUGCAGUGGGGAUCAGCUUCACCACAUUCGACAUCACGCACAACCUUCUGCUUAAAUUGUACCAGAUGGGCUACUUUAUCCAUUGAAUCACGGGGGAACAACAUAGGCGUAACAAAUGGCAGAGAUGAGACUGGCAUAAGAGAGGUUGUCACGUCUGUCAGAUGGCAAUAAUAAGUCUCUGGCCUCUGCAGGGCCAUUGUGUUGCACACCCCUGUUCCCUUAAGGCAUGAUGUCAACUGAGUGGACAGGAGAUCUGCUGUGCACACUAAUACACUUUAUCUCAGACUUUGGAAAAUGCACAGCAAGUAUUCAUUGUCAGAGAAAGUGACGAGUCAAAAAACAAGUGCUUUGAAAUUGUUCACACAAUCUUAGCUUUGUUGUGAAAUCAUACCAUCAGGAAGGUUAAAAUGAUAAACAGACGGGUUUGUUUUUGAUUGCAUCAGUAUGGAGGCCUUUGGUCACAGGAAAAAUAUUUGCACUUUAUUAAACAUGCAACAUUCUUUCAGUUUAACACUUAUCAGCAGAGAGAACUCGAUGAAUUUGAAAUCUUGAAAUUACAAGAAAAAACGUUUAUAAAACCGCUUUCUUUUUGUUAGACAGGGUAUUAAUGAAAAGGUGACUACCCAGUGUUCUUUGUUUUGCUUAUGAAAUUUUGUAACUGUCUCAAUGUGGACCGAAUUAAUGGAGUGAAUGAGGGUGAUCAUGUCAGCAGGACUGCACAGUUUCACUAUCCAUCCAGCACUGAGGUGCGGUGAAUUUAUAGUUCUUAUGUCUAAUAAGUGGAUGUUAAUCAAACCUUGAACCUAAAUAUAUUUUGGUUUAUUAGCAUGUUAUUAACAUUACAGCUUCUUUUUACUGUACUGUUCUCAUAUUGCUUGGACUUGCUUGUAAAGCAUUGUUUACUCAAAAUCCGAAUAACGCACUUAACUUGUUCUUAAUUCUUUUGAAAAUAAGAAAUAAAACCCACAAAUGUGCAUUUCAAAGAUGGCGUAUAUCCAAUCAUGUAAAUUUAUAGUUCUUUUAAGAUUAACUUUGCAAUAAAGGAUCCAUCCACAA